Molecule: messenger RNA, 1100 nt
Organism: Owenia fusiformis
Lineage: Eukaryota; Metazoa; Annelida; Polychaeta; Sabellida; Oweniidae
Source: the annotation of a GenBank genome assembly
AUAUCCUGGUUCGUGUGAAUGUCUUCCUACGUUCUUUGGAUUUGAUUGUAGUGUUGCACAAGACAGUGUAACGAGCCCUGACCAAUGUUAUCCCAAAUGUGUGAUGGAAAACACCCUGGAAUGUGUUACAACUGAUCAAGGGUCGGAAUGUGUUUGCAAGUAUCCUUUCACUGGAGCUGAUUGUUCAAAAAGACGAGUUAAUGUUGAGUGCUCUGCCACAGACAUGACAAUAACAGUAAUUCCAUAUCCGGGAACAUCAGCAUUUACUGGCCGUGUAUUCAUUCCAAAUCAUCUGGACGCGCCUUGCCAAUUUGACGUACAAUCAGGAGCAUAUGUUAGCGGCAAGAUUGCACAUUCUGAAUGUGGAAUAGUCACCAAGACUGAUACAACUAUGAUUGGUACGGUUACUUAUGAAGCAAAGAUUGUGAUUCAAUACGAUCCCUUUGUUCUAACCCUCCUUGACGAAGUGGUUACUGCCCGGUGCUCAGCGAUGACGCGUGGUGAAUUAAAUUUGUCCUGGGGUGCGGUAGAUAUAGACGAGGAUAACCUCAAAAACGGUGGGGCUGUCACAGGGGAAAUUUCCCCGAUUGUAAUAAAAGUCACUGAUGGCCAAGGGAAUGAGAUUGGAGACAAUGUGUACAUUGGAGAUCCAUUGCAAUUACAGUUCAUCCAAAUUGAAGGUGGCGCCCCGUACUCGGUAGAGUCGUGUGUGGCAAGUAACACAAAAGAAGAUCCUGACAAUGAACUUGUCAUCAUAUGGGAUAGGUGUAUAGACCGAUCAUCCUAUGCAGUCGUUGAUAUGCAAAACCCUAUUGAAAUCCUGGAUGAAAAGAAAGUGGUACAUCUGAAAGCAUUUAAAUUCCCAUCUGAUUCCACCGUUUUUCUGACGUGUACUGUGCGAUUAUGUAACGAAGUGGAUCUAAGUACAUGCGACCCAAAGACUAAUUGUCCUUGGGAGAUACCACAAGGAUUGCGGAAACGUUCGGUUUAUGGUGAUGAGAUACUUUACAUAAAGAAGUGGACUGUGAAUGAAGUUAAAUUCAGCGACAAUGCAUCAUCAUGUUGCUUAGUGAAAGCAAUAUCUACAUUUGUGCUCGGAC